Molecule: messenger RNA, 937 nt
Organism: Galeopterus variegatus (Sunda flying lemur)
Lineage: Eukaryota; Metazoa; Chordata; Mammalia; Dermoptera; Cynocephalidae
Gene: CHMP1B
Product: charged multivesicular body protein 1B
Exons: 1
Coding region: 80-679 (199 amino acids)
Biological process (GO): late endosome to vacuole transport; endosome transport via multivesicular body sorting pathway; protein transport
Cellular component (GO): multivesicular body; ESCRT III complex
Source: RefSeq, a predicted model, not a curated record
CGGGAGCGGACUUAGUCACCUUGUCUCCCUUCCGCGCACAUCUCGGCCCCGGACGCCAACCCCAAGGAGCCGUCCGACUAUGUCCAACAUGGAGAAACACCUGUUCAACCUAAAGUUCGCGGCCAAAGAACUGAGCCGGAGUGCCAAAAAAUGCGAUAAGGAGGAAAAGGCCGAAAAGGCCAAAAUUAAAAAGGCCAUUCAGAAGGGCAACAUGGAAGUUGCGAGGAUACAUGCCGAAAAUGCCAUCCGCCAGAAGAACCAGGCGGUGAAUUUCUUGAGGAUGAGUGCGCGCGUCGAUGCGGUGGCUGCCAGAGUCCAAACGGCAGUGACGAUGGGCAAGGUGACCAAGUCGAUGGCCGGUGUGGUUAAGUCGAUGGAUGCGACGUUGAAGACCAUGAAUCUGGAGAAGAUCUCUGCCUUAAUGGACAAAUUCGAGCACCAGUUUGAGACGCUGGACGUCCAGACGCAGCAAAUGGAAGACACGAUGAGCAGCACGACGACGCUGACCACUCCCCAGAACCAAGUGGAUAUGCUGCUCCAGGAAAUGGCAGAUGAGGCGGGCCUCGACCUCAACAUGGAGCUGCCUCAGGGCCAGACCGGCUCCGUGGGCACGAGCGUGGCCUCGGCCGAGCAGGAUGAACUGUCCCAGAGACUGGCCCGCCUUCGGGAUCAAGUGUGAUGUGAUAGCAGAACGCACUCUGAGGUGGCCUGGCCGUAGCCCCCUUUUGGAAUGCUCUCUAUGUACCGGAAAGAUACUCUGCCCUAGACGCUCUGAACGUGCCAGAACGCUGAAAUGCCCUUCUACCUUUGGAUUUACAGCCCUCUUCAGACACAUUAAGAAAUUCCAGUCUUUCUCCACUCCUAACCGGAUUUUAAAGUUCUGUAUAGCUUGUGACGAUGUGUAUUUUUAUAGCUGCCUUUUAACAGAACUAGUUGA